AUGAGGACUUCUCCCCUCCAGCAUGUGGUCAGAGGAUCCUGGGCCCAUUUCCCGGUGUGAGUGUCCUGAUCCAAGCAGGUAACGGUUCAGACACAACGCCAAACCAAUGCCGUCGGGAAUUAUUAUCGCGGGAUCGUCGGAAAUACCGCCAUUCAUACAAAACAAAGACUCGGGCGGUGGCGGAGUGUGGGCUGACCACGGCCGCUUCUCCCCUCAGUGGGAUGUGGGGUUGGCGAUGUCUGACAAGAUUCCCAAACAGGAGCCGGGGCUUAGUGAAGGUGACCAUGGCGACGAGGGGGACCUGGACGACCCUGAGCUGACGGCCAUCAGGAUGCGCGUGCGGGAGAUGGAGGAGGAGACGGAACGUUUAAAGGAUCUGAUGACAGACGAGACAAACAGUCCCAUGACCGAAAGUAGAGAAGAUUCUCUUCCUUACACCCACCGCCGAGCUGGAGGCGCAAGUUUGCGGCAGGUCCCUAGAGCGCGCCAUGCUGGACCCAACUGGCCGGUCCCAUUUCGCCUGCCGUUCAUGGAGAGAAAUUCGCCCUUCUAUGGGCAGCCUAAAGGUCUUCCUCAACCUGUGAGCGCAGAAGAGAAGCGGGAGGCCGAUAAACGCUCUGUAUAUGUUGGCAAUGUGGAUUAUGGAGGAACAGCCCAGGAUCUAGAAUCUCACUUCGGCAAAUGCGGCUCCAUCAACCGAAUCACCAUUCUGUGUGACAAAUUCUCCGGCCACCCUAAAGGCUAUGCAUAUAUUGAAUUCACAGAAGAACACUCGGCAGAGGCUGCCACAGAACUGGACGAAAGCGUGUUCCGUGGCCGGACGAUCAAGGUUCUUCCCAAGAGAACAAACGUUCCAGGAAUCAGCACUACUGACAGGGGUAACUUUCGAGGAAGGUUCAGGGGACCCAGAGGAAGCCUUCCCAGGGGACCGAGAUCCAGAGGACCGAUGUCCAGAGGGCAGUAUUCCAGAGGACAGAUGCCCAGAGGGCAGGCAUACAGAGGACGUGGAAGAUCGGGUUGGUGGAAUAAUCCACGCUGAAUGUUGUAUAGACAAUCUACCGAUGGUGGCUGUCCAGCGCCAGGAUCAGGCAUGCAGAAGAAGUUCUAGAGCCCUGCCGUUACAUGAAUGGAGAUUUUUCAGAACCUCUAUGAACCAGUAAAUCUGGAUUAGCCGUCAUGUUGUUGGUUUUUGGCACAGACUUUGAUGUUCAAGAAUUGCUUGCACUUAUAGAACUAAAGUUUUUGAAAAUUGAUACUACAGGUUUGUUU
Messenger RNA from Rana temporaria (common frog), 1269 nucleotides. RefSeq names its product embryonic polyadenylate-binding protein 2-B-like. The transcript has 9 exons. Gene Ontology annotation, molecular function: RNA binding. The record is from RefSeq and is a predicted model, not a curated record. NCBI's taxonomy places the organism in Eukaryota, Metazoa, Chordata, Amphibia, Anura, Ranidae. Bases 107 to 1039 code for a protein of 310 amino acids.